This is a messenger RNA of Effrenium voratum, 2052 nucleotides long. The record is from the annotation of a GenBank genome assembly. NCBI's taxonomy places the organism in Eukaryota, Dinophyceae, Suessiales, Symbiodiniaceae.
AUGGAGUCAAUGAAGAGGUCUCCUACUUUCCUAGUUGGGACGGUUCAGCAAAAAGAUAUUCUGGGGGAGUUCCAGAAGCGAGAGGAGCAUUACACAGAGGAGUACUCCAAGAACAAGCCGCUGUGCUUCAGCGCAAGAGCUUACCAGCAACCACACCCUGCAAAAGUGCGAAUGGGUUACAAGGAUGCUGAUGCUACCCUGACCUCACCCAUGCUUUUAGGUGUUUGCGAUGGCGUGUCGCAGCUGGAGGAGUUUCAGAUGGAUCCAUCCCUGCUGCCCAACGAACUCCUCCGAACUUGCGAGGAGCUGGCGAUGCUGCAGCUGAUGCCGGACACGCAAAUUGCACCGCAAGACCAGUACAGAGGUCCCAUCUCUCUUCUCAAAGAAGCGUAUCAAGAGACGACAAGCUUUGGGUCCACCACUGUCCUGCUGGCAGCUCUUGACAACAGCACCAGAAUUCAUGGGAAGUUGCACCCCAUGAUAGCGGUUCUCUCCAUUGGCGACUGUGAGUUGCUUAUGCUGAGACGAACAAAUGGCCGGCAAUCGGAACUGGAAGCCGUGUUCCACACAGAGAUGCAGCGCAUUGACUACAAUGUCCAGACUCCGCUUCAGCUUGCUCGCGUCGACGAACGAAUUGAUGAGGAUGGGGUGACCGAACUGGCCCUGGACUAUAAGCUGGAUUCUCGCCGGUGUCUGGCGAAGAUGAUCAAGGGCUUCGCGUUCAAAAUCCUGUCGCCCCGGGAUAUCACUGGAGUUCUGAACAUGAUCGGCGUGCACCCAGCGGUCGUGCCGGAAAACAUCGAGAGGCCCGCUGCCGACAACGCGAUGUCGUUUUUCAAUGCCCUCGCCGAGUUUGCCUAUGACAUGGACUCGCAACAGAUGAAGGCACAAAUGCCGGGAGGGAUACAGUAUCCUGAGAUCUACGACGAGGCCAUGGACGUGCUGACGGUCUUUAAGCUCUCAAGGCAGUUGGCGAUGAUCAACUUGGUGGAUGACUUCAACUUCAAGGACUUCUGGGAGCCCAUCCCGAAGCGAUUCCGGGCGUUGCUCAGCGGCAUGAUCAAUUUCUGCCGCUACAAGGAGGCCAAAGUCAUCGUCAUCACUGGCAUGAAGGAGGACGUUCAGGUGUUGGACUCAGCCCGCUUGGAGCUGGUGGAGAAGCUGAACCAGGUGGAUUCGGAGCUGACUGCAGCCCAAGAGCGCCACAACGCUGAGCUGCAAGACACCUGGUCGGCAGAGAACGAGGUGGCAGAGGCACGCGCCACGAUUGACAAGCUCACCAGACAGCGUUCUUCGGCGGAACGCGUGGUGGAGGAUGCAGAGAAAAAGCGCACAGGCGUGAAGGAACGCGUGCGGCAAGGAGAGCAGCGCAUCGAGCAGCUGCGCGAGCAGGUCAUUUCUCUGCAGGGGCAGAUUGCUGAAAGUCCUGAAGGACUCGAGAAGGAGAUCGAAGAGCUGAAAGGGGGAGUUCGACAGCUCAAGGCUGUCUUGGAGGACAAGGCCAACCAGCGACGAUCUCACUCGCAGAGGGACCAAACCUUUGCCAGGUUGAUCAAGCACAUGGAGGGAUACAAGGACGAGCUUACGCGUGUGGGCAAUGUAGCCGCAAGCGCCGAAGCUGCAAAGCAGCGCUCAGUGUCUUCGCGGGAAGAGCUCAAGCAGCUCCGACAAUCGCUGGAGGCCGCUAGGCAGGACGGAGCCGAGCUGGAUCAGUCCUUGAAGACCAUCGUGGCAGAUACCGAGAGGGCGAAGCAGGUUCACAGCGAGAGAAUGGAGCAGCUCGAGGAGCGAAGACAGCAAGCGCUGCAGCAGCACCAAGAGCUGCAGGCGAAGCGUACAGAGGAGCAACGCCAGCUGCAUCAGCUUCAAUCCCAGCGCUUGGAGUUGGAAGCAGAGGUCGCUGCCGCCAGACGGGCCCAUGAAGUUGAGAUGGGCGAGCUGCGGGCCAUUUGGAAGGCCGUCUUGGACAAAGCAGAGUCGUACAACUUGUCCUUGGAGGCAUUGUUCCAUGAACACGGCUACAGCAGCUACGGGGACUGCCCAGCUGCGUGA